This is a messenger RNA of Sorghum bicolor (sorghum), 1195 nucleotides long. Its product is annotated as large ribosomal RNA subunit accumulation protein YCED homolog 2, chloroplastic. The coding region runs from base 105 to 860 and encodes 251 amino acids. The record is from RefSeq and is a predicted model, not a curated record. The transcript has 7 exons. Lineage: Eukaryota; Viridiplantae; Streptophyta; Magnoliopsida; Poales; Poaceae.
AACGAUAAGCUGAUAAGGUAACGGUAGUAUCUUCAGGGCCUCAGCACCACACCAGCCUGGACCAGGCUCCGGCUCCGCUGCACGGCACUGCAAAAUCCGACAUCAUGGCGAGAGCUUGCAACCGCGCGCUGAGACUGCUGCCGAAUUCCAUCGCCACGCAGCUAGCAAGCAGCAGAAGCGGCGCCAGAUUCAGAAGCCUCGCCGUUCACGCGCAGCUUUCCACUGAAGACGAUGCUUACUCGACCGAGCCACUGAAGAAAGUGCAAGUCACACAGAGCCUCCGGAGGACCCGCCGGAGGGGAACCGGCGGCGCGCGGCAGAGCCUGGUCUCCGUCGGAACGUCGUGCGGCGGAGGCGAUCAGUGGAGCAGCGACAUCGAACUGACGUUGCGGCAGCUGCAUCUAGACGACCUGAUCGAGGACGGACAGAGGGACGCAGAUGUGCUCGUGCACCUUCUGGUCCAGCAGCACACUCAGUUUGGGAUGUCCAUAAAAGGGCGAGUCCUCACAUCCUUCAGAAAAAUAUGUGAUUCCUGCUCCUUGCCGUACUGCACAAAUAUCGAUGAACGCUUCAAUCUCACGGUUCUGUCUUCAACCAGGAGAGAUCAGAGUGGGCUGCCUGAUCUCGGUGACACUGAUCCAUCGGUCAUCUAUGUGAGACCAGGAGACGAAGUCGAUCUUGACUCUGUAAUCCAAGAGACCGUACGAUUAACUGCAUCCGCUAAGAGUUCAUGUUCGGAGACCUGCGAAAAGUCUACAGUUGUAUGGCAAUAUGGUGGUAGCCAGAAGAAGAAGAUUUCCAGCCAAAGGUGGUCAAAACUUCUUGAUCUGAAGAAAACCCUGGAUAAAGCGCCUAAGUGAAUUACUUACUACAUGCAUCAGUCAACUGCCAAUGCUGUAUCAUGAUGCUGGAAUGGAAGUGGCGACAACUAGUUCAACCAAGAUGAAAGGUUGGUGGUUUACAACUCAUUGGCUCUCUUUUUCUUUUUGAAGAGAAGAAGAAGAGAGAGGGGCUAUCUUAUAGAAUGGUACUCCAUAUGUGACUGCAUGCCCAUGGACUGGUCAUGUUGAGAACUCAGAUACAGGGUGACCCCAUAUCAGCAUAUCAUCAAAGAAUAAAUGUGUGUGAAGAUAACCACUGUUUGUAUAAAGCAUUUCUUCUUUUUAGAGCUUAUAAGUAUACAACAUUUCUUGUU